AUAUGGGUAUUAUUAUUACAAACAUCCCAAAAUCAUGCCAUAUCAAAAACUUAUGUUCAGGAAAAUCAUUCGACUUGAAAUAUUUCUGAUUGGAUUGUUUGUAGUGAGCGAAAGAAAAAAAAUGACAUCAAAACUUUUAACUGAAGGAAUAAAAUCUCGAGUUCGUCGUCCGAGUUUAUUUUCAAAAUUAACAACCAUAAAUGACGUUAUUGAAA
Racocetra persica is the source of this 215-nucleotide messenger RNA. NCBI's taxonomy places the organism in Eukaryota, Fungi, Glomeromycota, Glomeromycetes, Diversisporales, Gigasporaceae. The record is from the annotation of a GenBank genome assembly.